AUGGCGGAGCAGAAGGAAGGGGGUCUAAAGCUGCUGCCGGGGCUGCUGUCUGAGCUGCUGCCGGCUCAGAUAGCACCGGGACUGAAAGAGCAUUCAAAUCACGAACAGCAGCAGAAAGAAGCAGAGGAGAGGGGCGGUUCUGAUGAAAGAAGCUGGGAUGAGCAGCGCUGGCGAGAGAAGCAGCAAGCGCAAGACGAGCAGCAAGAAGGGGUUCAAAGACAGAAGGCUGACGAGACAAGAGCAACGAAUUCCUCGCACGCGACAAGCAUGGGGGAAGAAAGCGAGGGCCGCUUCGGUCAGCUGCUGCCCGAGAAGACUGAAGCAGAGGCGAUGCUAGAGGGGACCGAUGAGCUGAUCGAGAAUCAGCAAGAGCAUGCGCGAGAGGAAGAGCAAUCACAGACCGAGGAGCAGCAGUUACAGGAGUUUCUCAGACAAAUGGACACCAGAAGUGAGUCUCAGACCCAUCGGUUAGUCGAAGAUGACAUUCAAGGGGACAUGCAGUGCACCGAGUGCCGGAGCGAAAUCCGGGGAGAGAAAAUGAAGCCGUCCGUUGGCCGGCGGGCGGAACUGCCGGUGGACGAGAGGGCGACUGCAACCAUCCACGUGGCACUACGCAACGCAAAGUGCGCGUUUACGUGCGCGGAGAAGACGCUGGCCGACCUGCAAGAUCUCACGUACAUGUACGCCCAGAAAGCCGGGACCUCCCCUCAAGCUUUGGGCUUCGAAGAAGACCUCCUGCUUCCGCCGUUCAAAACCCUCAUGCCCUCCAAACCCCUCGGCGCGGUGGGCGGCCGCGGGCUCUAUGGCCUGGUGACAAAUCUCGUAAGCCUGCCGGCGAAAGCGGCCGUCGCGGCCGCGUGCGCGGUCGUUGCCGCGAACGAAUACACGUACGAAGUCUCCGUGGACUUUAUGGAGGCGGCUGCGCGCGCGGGGGGCGCGGUUCUCAGCGCGGCCGCGGGGCUAGGGGCCGCUGCCGCGGGGCGUGCGGCAAUGGAAGGCGCGAAACCAACGGCGAAAAGCGUGAUGAACGGGCCGCAGAAAAUGGGCUACUAG
Molecule: messenger RNA, 1053 nt
Organism: Klebsormidium nitens
Lineage: Eukaryota; Viridiplantae; Streptophyta; Klebsormidiophyceae; Klebsormidiales; Klebsormidiaceae
Source: the annotation of a GenBank genome assembly